Ruditapes philippinarum (Manila clam) is the source of this 2669-nucleotide messenger RNA. RefSeq lists its product as uncharacterized. The record is from RefSeq and is a predicted model, not a curated record. The transcript has 5 exons. NCBI's taxonomy places the organism in Eukaryota, Metazoa, Mollusca, Bivalvia, Venerida, Veneridae. Bases 359 to 1588 code for a protein of 409 amino acids.
CGUGUCAUGUCGUAAUGGCAUUUACCUUAGUCAUGAAAAAUACAAUAUUAAUACCCUUUUAUUAUUAUUACGUAAACUCAUUCAAUAUCCUCUUUAUAACAACAAUAAAUAAUCCGGUGAUUUGCAAAUAAAUUCAUGAAAAAAUGUCAACACACGGCAGUACCUUCUGUUUCUUUUUCCAUAUUGAUGGUUUUUGGGGCUGAUUUCGUCUCGGAAAAUGACGUCGAAAAGUCCGUCACGUCGUCAUCAAACAAUAAGGUGGCAACGGGCUAUCACGUGACAUAGCAACGUUGACGUUGCUGAUGGUUGUCAGCUGCACUUUUGUUUAUUGCCUUAAAAUCAUCAAAUAUUUGCAAAUAUGACAAAAUACAAACCUGUUGACACAGUGUAUGAAGAUAUCUACGAUUUCGAUGAUAUUAACGAUCAAUACUUCGGGACUUCAAUGUCCGGUGAAACCUUCACACUCGACUUCAAUGGUAAUAUAUUACCGCCAAUCUCCAGGCCAAAGCCUAAAGUUGACGAAACACGCCUUCCUCCCGUCGUUGUCGGUAAAAAUCUAGUUUCGAAACCAUCGCCGGCUAGAAAUUACUGUGAACACAGGUCUGCUACAAACAUUGGACUCAAUGAUGUUGCCUUUCGUAGUCGAGCUAAAACCCCGAGUGUUCCAUCAUGGCAUGCCACUGAAGAUUACAAGAGAGGAUUCGAAGACAAAAUAACAAAGUUGCCACAGAUUAACAGACCAUAUCGUGAACAGACCCGCCAAGCAGAUAGAGAGGUUCUCGACGAGGAUGCUUUAUAUAAGUCAUUAAUGGAAGGCAUUCAUGACAAGAGCACGAUAGAGAAAAGCCCACAAGUUUUGGAAUACGAGAGGAGGAACAACAUCAAGCAUGAAGAAUACAGAAGAGGUGCCCCUGAGAGAAAUAUGCGUGUUCCAAACCAUACUAGUGAUGUAUCUACAAUAGGGGAAUCUGUUACAGCCAAAAAAAUGCUUACUGCUCACAUAGACUCCCAUAGUUUAGAUAAAAUACAGGCAUCAAUUUACAGUCCGGCCCCUCCAUCAGCUCCCAGACCCGAUACCUCACAGCAAGGUAGUUUUAGAAACAGACGAAGGCUCCUGCACGUAACCACUCAGCUUGACGGGGAUAUUUCUGUACACAAUCCAUCGAAGGAAUAUUAUAAGCCACGCCCUCCGUCAGCUGAAGUUCAGAUCGACUGGGAUGCUGAUAUAAAAGAAGCGCUUAGGGUAGAACAGGAGCUUGAAGUUCUAAAUAAAGAACUUAUGAAGCAAAAGAACGCCGAAAUGCCAUACAAUAUGAAAAUUAUGCCUCCUGCAACGGCUACGAAAGCCAAUUCAAGUCUACCAGGUCGCACUACCCCUUGUAUGAUAGCCACAACUGCUGCAGUGCCAUACAAGUCAUCCGAGCCCGUCAAGAGUUGGAAUAAUGAUACAGCAAAAAGAGGGCUCGGAUUUAGGUCAAGAGUGAGGAAAGAGCAAGAGAAAAAGAAGGAACAAGAUAAAAGAAAGGCAAACGUGAGCAGUCUAAUACCAGAAAAAAUUAGAAAAGAAAUGCAAAAAUUCUUCAGUUAAAUUUGUUUUAAAUGCGUUUUACUUCAGUCUAUUUACCUUUCAAUGAAAAACUAACCCAACUUCAUGUUAAUUUAAGGGCAUUAUUUCAACUAGUGAUAGGAUGACUGCCAAUAGUAACUGGUUUAGUUGGUUUGUUUUUCGGUUUGAUUUGUUUUAUAUUUUGCUUUUGUUGCGUUGCUGACUUUGUAUUUUUUGUUUUGUAUUUUUGUUUAUUAUGUUUUAUGUAUAUUUUUCCUGUGUUUUGCACUAAACUUUGCUACUAUAUACGAAUGCGAAAGAGGACCGCAGGCGAAACUGUACUCCAUAUAUAUCCAAAUAUGAAAACGUAUGUAAAAAAUCAUAGUAACAAUGAUGUCCGGAGAAAAUAGUACCAAUUCAAUCCAGACAUCCCAUGCAAUGAGACAAGUGAAGUGCUUAGUGUUAGUGCAACGAAUAUAUAUUACCCGGGACAAGAUUACUUCUGUGAAACAAAUGACUGACCAGAUCGACUCACCAGACGAUUUACUCGAAAGGACAGUCUGUUAUUACGAGAGAAAAGAUAAACAUAUUAUAUCAAUACAAUAAAGAUAUGCGAGGAAGAAAGAGCAAAGGGAACAACGAGUAACAUAAAUAUAUGACAGAAGACUCUUGAAAAUAUGAGAAAAUAAACUAUAUAGAUGUGACGGUUGUUCAAGAGGUGAUAAACUUACUCAUGUUGUCGGCGAUAAUAUUGUCGUUGGAAAGACAUGUACUAGUAUUACAAACAUGGCAUCUAUCAAAGAAUGUACUAACCGUUUUAUGACACUUUGAUGGGAUAUAAGGAGAAUGUUUAGUUAAAUAAUUCACAUAAUUGAAAUUGUAACUGUGCUAUUUUUUGGAUAAUUUGUUAAUUAUUUUUGUUGGUUAUUUUGAACACUUAAUACAAUGAUUAUGCAUACACUGAUUAUUUGUUUUUGUUCAUUUAUAAGAAGUGGUUGAAUGCGUAUGCCUUACCCACACAAAAAGUGACACAUCCCUAUAAUGGUCAUGGUCUAAGGUCUUCAUUCUCGCAAGGCUGUCUGUGUCAGUAAUGUCUAGACAAACCUAGACUCAUCAGUAAAGG